AUGGAAGAUGGGAAACCCUACCCUGCUGGUGGUGAUGAUCAUGCUGCUGCUGCUGAUGGUGGUGAUGCAAGUGCGACCGGAGGAGGGGCAAUGAGCCGCCAUGACGUCGCCUCCGCCGCCGUUGAUGGAGAGAUGAUGCAGGAGCAUGAGCUCGUGCCGCUGAUCACGGCGGAGGAUGUGCAUUAUGAUUUCGCCGCCGCCGUCGAGGAGGCGCUCGCGGAUGACCGCCUGUACAUGUCCAAUCUCAUGGAGCUGGAUGCUGCCGGCGACGGGAUAUGGAGCCGCUUUGCCGCUGAGCCUUGGUUCAGCCCUGGCGGCGGUGAUCCCUUCGGCAUCAACAUGGAGGUGGUCAUCGCCGGCGACGGCUCCGGCUCCAGCUCCAGCGUCCAACGCGACGUCGUCGUCGUCCCCGGGGACGCACCCCCGCCGCCAGCGCCGGCGGCAACGGAGCCCGUCCAACGGUGCGUCCGUUCUCCGGCAAGUUCAUCCGGGAGCCGCAUCCUCACGACAAGACCGCUGCCGCCGACGGCGACAAGCGAGCCCUCCCUGCGGAACGACCUGCCGCCGGCGAGAUCUGGGAUGCAGGCCUUCUCCCCGCCGCCGCUAAGCUUGUUCGGCCCCGCCGCGGCGGCCAUCGCAGCCGGUGCUCUUCUGCCUCAGCCCGACUCCGCCGCCGACAACUCCGGCAGCGCUGCCGCCACCGCAUCCACCUGGCACGUCGGCGCAAGCACCACUGCCAGCGCCAUCCUGUCGCGGGCUCUCCCCGCCAUGGCGCCGGCUACCAUGCCUUCCCCCGGCGACCUCGCCGCUGCCGCCGCCGCAACCAUGGCGACCCAGGCCGCCUCGCGUCCACCCCGCGCCGGCGGAAGACGUGGGGAGGUUAAUUCCACCCGCGCGGCCGCCGCUCGUGCCUACCACCUCGCCAGCGCAAGAGAGCAGGCUCUCUUUGGCCGGCACCGCCGCGCGCCGGCUGCCGGCGACGCCCGCUGGCUGAGGGCAACAAACCUACUGGAGGCUUUGCAAACGCACCCUGUUCCAGAAGUCAACCACCUCGACCGGAUAUGGACACAAAUUAUAGCCGGCCGCCAGUUCCCCGCCGGCGAUCCGGUCGUCAUCGCCGCCACCGGGGAAGGGAGCCACAGCACCCCGGCCGUCCCUGCCGGCAAAGGAAAGGCGCAACAGAGCGCGCCGGCCGGCUCUUCCGGCAAAGGAAAGGGGCGACACAGCGCCCCGUCCGUCCCCGCCGGCAAGGGAGAAGUGGCGCGCCACCACGUCCAGAGCGACGGCCCCAUUUCCUCGAAGAGAAAGGCCCUGCUCGCCGACAGGGACACCCCGGCCGUCUUCGCCGGCAUGGAGGAAGGGGACGACAACGACUGGUACGAGUCCAUCAUCCGCGAGGCCGCGAUCAGAGAGCUGGAAGAGGAUCCGGAGCUCCAUGGACUUCUCCCGGUGCAGUACUUCACUCCAAGAUCCGAGACGCCCGAGGCAGUGACCACCGCCGCUGCCGCUGCCGUAGAAGAAGGCGACGAGAUAUCCAUGCCGAAAUUCUUCAAGAAGUGGGGCCUCCACCCGUCCGACCUCGACCCGGACGAGGCCGGCCCGUCGACGAGGCGGCCGAGGGUUCUCCCCGUCUCCGACGACGACCUCCCGACGUUCGACUGCGGCAUCUGCUUCGACACCCACCCGCUCCUCGACAUGUUCCGCGGCUUGCCGUGCGACCACAAGUUCUGCCUCGGGUGCAUGGCCGCCUACGUCGAGGGCAAGGUCGGGGAGGCCGACGUGCCCAUCUCAUGCCCCCACCCGGAGUGCAAGAAGGACGACGUCGUCGCCGGCGUCCUGCACCCGGAGGAGUGCAAGAAGAGCAUCGACUUCGCCGCGUUCAGCAGCUGGGGCCUCCGGCUCGCCGAGGGCGCGGUGCCGCACUACCGGCGGGCCUACUGCCCGAACCGCCGCUGCGCGGUCCUGCUCGAGACCAGCGGCGAGGACAAGCCGGCCAUGGCGGAGUGCCCGGCGUGCAAGCUCGCGCUGUGCGCCGCGUGCGGCAUGGAGUGGAGGGCCGAGGACAACGGCGAGCACAUGGACUGCGCCAAGGGCCCCGACGCCGCCAUGAUGAAGAAGCUCGCCGACGAGCACCGGUGGAAGAAGUGCCCCAAAUGCAAGAUGAUGGUCGAGAGGGUCUCUGGCUGCAGGGUCAUGAACUGCAGGUGCCGCAUGGUCUUCUGCUACGACUGUGGGCUCCAGAUGUCGGCGACGCUCGAAGGAGCCGAGAAAUGCAGCUGCGUCAGCCUCGUCGACGGCGUCUUUCUCAACUGACGUGACGAGCUGCUGAACCGCCGGCGUUGAUGGGGGGAUCAACGACGGCGUCGUUUUGCAGCGACGAGAUGCAGAACCUCGCCGGCGUUGAGGGAGGAGGAGGAGGAUGAUUGGGCUGCACGCAUAUAUAUGUGUGUGAAGCCUGAUGGGUAUAAUUUAAUUAAUUAGCUGAUGAACUACCUGGUCGUCGAUCGAAUGAUGUAUGCCCCAGAGGAUGAUGUGUGCACUGGUCGUCGAUCGUACGUUAAACCUAAACCAGAUUGUUUGUUUCAGGUUUGGUUCUUCAUGCUGUGAUGUCGACUGGGUUAAUCUUAUUGAUCUGGUACUUGGAACUUCAAUUAAUUCUUAGCGGUUUACUUUCAUCGUGGUGGCUGUGUCUGUCUGUGUUUAUCUCUUACCUUGAUUCUGCUUCCAGCUGGGUGCUGGGAAAAGUGGGAAGAAAACACAGACAGAUGGCUUGGAGUGAUUGG
Messenger RNA from Oryza brachyantha (malo sina), 2783 nucleotides. RefSeq lists its product as uncharacterized. Gene Ontology annotation, molecular function: zinc ion binding; ubiquitin protein ligase activity; ubiquitin conjugating enzyme binding. The record is from RefSeq and is a predicted model, not a curated record. The transcript is spliced from 2 exons. Lineage: Eukaryota; Viridiplantae; Streptophyta; Magnoliopsida; Poales; Poaceae. Gene Ontology annotation, biological process: ubiquitin-dependent protein catabolic process; protein polyubiquitination; positive regulation of proteasomal ubiquitin-dependent protein catabolic process. Bases 1 to 2313 code for a protein of 770 amino acids. Gene Ontology annotation, cellular component: ubiquitin ligase complex; cytoplasm.